AUGUCUUCGGAUGGACUCAAUCGACGUGAAAGAGUUGUCAAUAGGAAUGGCGACACAAAUGAGGAGAACAUGUGUCGAAUGGUGUCUCGAGAAGUGUCGCUCGAAAGACCACAAAACCAGAGUAUUAUGAAGCGAGUGAUGAGUGUAAUGGCGCUCUCGAUUGCUAUACUUUUGAUGAUUUACUACACGACCACUCAAUGCAAUGACACCAAAGAACUAGUGAUGGCUUCGGCCACUCAAUCCAUAAAAGAUUCGCCGAUCAGACGGCAAGUGAUGUGUUCUCAAGACUAUAACGAAGACAGAGUUCGGUUCCCGUCUUGUGCUCCUCAAAGAUGCGGACGUUUUGUGUCCGAUUCGGUGAUCACUGAAUCGGAAACCAAACACUUGUUGUUAGUGGCGAAGAGAGGCCUAUCAUUGGGCGGCUCUUCAGGCGGCAGCACUAUCCUUUGCUUACAUACGGGCGUCCUUUCGAUGGCAAAUAAUUUCGUGAAUAUCUAUAAACUCAUUGAAAGGACACAACGAAAGGAAAAGGAUCUAAAAGAGCUGUUCACCGAAAAAGACUUACAAGUCUACCGAACUGUGACCAACAAAAUCCGCAAACGGAUUGCAAUUCAUUUCGGCAUCCCUUCGGCUCAGCUCUACUUAACGGCUCAUACUUUCUUUCGAAGAGCAAAGAACCCCCAAAACAAAUACAACGAGUAUUGGCGCCGACACGUCGACAAACAAAACGUUAAGUUCGUUGACUUCACUUCUUUGCUGUAUUUGUCGACAUAUGGCGCGGACUUCUCCGGCGGACGCUUUAUAUUCACCGACGAGAUGUCGAACCAAACAAUUGAGCCUAAGUUCGGAAGAGUCGCGGCGUUCACCUCUGGCUCAGAGAACGAGCACUUCUUCGAAAGGGUCACCUCUGGGACUCGAUAUGCUUUGCUUAUGACCUUCACCUGUGACCCUAAGUUCGCUGUCAAUGGCCUUCAGGUUGACAUGCCAAAGGUAUGGCAUGGAUUCGCAGCAAUGGUUUGGCGCAUAUGGACCUCCAAUCCGUUUGACGGAAACUCCGUAUAG
Molecule: messenger RNA, 1062 nt
Organism: Oppiella nova
Lineage: Eukaryota; Metazoa; Arthropoda; Arachnida; Sarcoptiformes; Oppiidae
Source: the annotation of a GenBank genome assembly